This is a messenger RNA of Melanaphis sacchari, 1474 nucleotides long. Its product is annotated as peroxisomal membrane protein PEX14-like. Gene Ontology annotation, biological process: protein import into peroxisome matrix, docking. Gene Ontology annotation, molecular function: signaling receptor binding. The transcript is spliced from 8 exons. NCBI's taxonomy places the organism in Eukaryota, Metazoa, Arthropoda, Insecta, Hemiptera, Aphididae. The coding region runs from base 203 to 1240 and encodes 345 amino acids. Gene Ontology annotation, cellular component: peroxisomal importomer complex; peroxisomal membrane. The record is from RefSeq and is a predicted model, not a curated record.
AAUAAUUAAAUAACUUAGUAUUUAAUAUUUAUCUAUCUCGUUCGUUUAUUUAAAACUAUAAUUUCAAGAUAGAUUAAUUUUAAAUCUUUUACAUUUACAAACAAAUCGGCAUCUGAUAUACCUAAAUUACAAGGGUUUUCUGACAACUAAUUUCACAAAGUAACCAUCUAUAAGUUCAUUGCGUAUUGCACCGUGCUACACUAUGUCGCGCAACGAUGAUAAAGUCAACAGCGACGAUAAUUCAGUUGCUGUUAAUGCAGUUUCAAACUCUGGUAACGACAGCACGAUGAAUAAAUCAAACACAAAAUUAGCUGAUACGGCGAAAAGUACUUCCAACUAUUGGGUAAACAAUUCAAAAAUGUACGAAACUCAUGAAAUCCGAAAAAAUAUGGUAUCAAAAGCAACAGAAUUUUUGAUAGAUGAAAUUGUACAAAAAAUGCCUGUUGAAAAAAAAGUUAACUUCCUACGUAAAAAAGGAUUAACUGACUAUGAGAUACAAACAUCAAUUCAGAGAGCAGCAGCGAUAUGUAAUGAUAAUCAAAAUAAACAAAAUGUUGGAAUUUCUGUACCACCUCUUCAUUACAAUUCAUCAAAUGCUCCUGGUGUUAUACAAACUUCAUUUGAAUCACAGAGCUGGUAUAGUCGUCUUUUUGGACCAAUAGCUUUUGCUGCUGCUGUUGUAUACAUUGGUUAUAAGUUGUAUAAAAAAUAUAUAGAAAACUGGCUUUUUGGAGCUCAAAAAUCUCCAUUAGAAAAUCGUUUGGAUGCCUUAGAGUUGUCGAUCGAAAGGUGCAUAACAAUGUUAGAAGAAAAAAAUAAUUCAUACUUAUUAUCAAAUACAUGUUUAGAAAAGCAAAAUGAAUUUAAUAGUAAAGUUCGUGCUGAACUUAAGUCUAUUAAAAGUUUACUUCUCAAUAGAUUCCAAUUUCCUCCAGCCCCUGCAUCUUCUUUUAUACCAGAAUGGCAGCGAUUAAAAAAUACCAAACCAAAAAUAGAAGAACAAAACAAAGUCAAUAGCAAUGGUAUACCAAACUCAUUACAAACGAGUGAAAUUAAUUUAUGUAAUGAGACUCAAAAAGUCUUAAGUCCUGAAGUUGGUUCUCAAUCAAAUGGUCUUAUUGAUGAUGUUAACAAUAAAGAUUACAUUAAAAUUAAUUCUACAACUGACGAAACAUCACCAACAAGUUCAAACCAAAGUUUAAUCAAAAGUAAUGAUGUAAAUAAUAAAAAUGAUACUUAACACAUUGAGAAUAAUGAAGGUAUAAAUCGAUGAUGAGAAAUGUAUGAAUGUGAAGAAUAUAUUUUUGAACUAAUUUUCAACCUUUGAGUAUGAACAUAGUUAUAGAUCAAGUAAUUACAUUUUUUUAUUUAAUUUAUAUUAGUUGGGUUUCUUUGGUUAUGUGUAUUUGAAAAGUAAAUACAAAUUAGUGUUCUUUAUAGUUUUUUUUUUUUGUGAUUGAAAUUCUGAAUUUAG